AUGGCGAAACAUACCAAGAAGGUCGGAAUUGUUGGUAAAUAUGGAACACGUUAUGGUGCAUCCCUCAGAAAAAUGGUGAAGAAAAUUGAAAUUAGCCAGCAUGCCAAAUAUACCUGCUCCUUCUGUGGCAAGACCAAAAUGAAGAGACGUGCUAUGGGUAUCUGGCAUUGUGGAUCUUGUAUGAAAACAGUAGCUGGUGGUGCGUGGACCUACAAUACCACCUCUGCAGUGACAGUCAAAUCUGCCAUCAGAAGACUGAAGGAAUUGAAAGACCAGUAACAAAUAUCUGUAGCCCAGAGUCCAUCAAUAAAUGGGUUAAUUUAUGUAAUAAAAAU
This is a messenger RNA of Gracilinanus agilis (Agile Gracile Mouse Opossum), 335 nucleotides long. RefSeq names its product 60S ribosomal protein L37a-like. NCBI's taxonomy places the organism in Eukaryota, Metazoa, Chordata, Mammalia, Didelphimorphia, Didelphidae. Gene Ontology annotation, molecular function: structural constituent of ribosome. The record is from RefSeq and is a predicted model, not a curated record. Gene Ontology annotation, cellular component: ribosome. The coding region runs from base 1 to 279 and encodes 92 amino acids. Gene Ontology annotation, biological process: translation. The transcript has a single exon.